AGCUCAUCCAACUCAAUUCUCGCGCCAAUUAGAACCCUAAAUCCGAUAAUGCGCGAAUACAUUUUAACGCUAGCCUGACGACGGGUGCUGUGAUUCAAGCCUGGAAGGGAAAGAAGAAAGCGAAUGGCAGUGACGGUGGAGGCAGCGGCGGCAAUGGUAGGUUCGGUGUCGCCGUUCCCUUUCUACUACAUUCUCUGGAACUACCCGCAAGCAUGGGUGAAUCUAUGCGGGAAGGGGGUCGACCCUUCGCAUCGGAUGGCACAGGUCUCCCACGCUUUCAAGAUCGUGCAGAUCUUGUCCCUUCUCUCUGUUGCUCGAAUCUCUUGGCCUCCAUGGUAUUGCUUCGUCCUCUUCGCUGCUGGACAGUACCUCAACUUCAAGGUUUAUUAUUUGCUAGGUGAGGCUGGCACAUACUAUGGGGUACGCUUUGGGAAGAACAUUCCAUGGGUAUCAGAUUUCCCUUUUGGAUACAUAAAGGAUCCUCAGUAUGUGGGAAGCAUACUCAGCCUUCUGGCAUGCUUAUCUUUUGUUCCUUAUCCUUAUGUGUUAUUUUGGAUACUUGGCUACUUGUUCAUGAUGCAUAUGGAGUCCAAGGAAGAUCCAACUACUCGAGCAAAACCUCUCUCAUGAGUUUGGCCUCAACUCCAAAACUGACACAUUUUUUUAGGGAAAUAAAGGAGUUUGUUUUUGUUUUAUGGCU
Messenger RNA from Phalaenopsis equestris, 700 nucleotides. Its product is annotated as phosphatidyl-N-methylethanolamine N-methyltransferase. The transcript is spliced from 2 exons. Gene Ontology annotation, molecular function: S-adenosylmethionine-dependent methyltransferase activity. Gene Ontology annotation, biological process: phosphatidylcholine biosynthetic process. Lineage: Eukaryota; Viridiplantae; Streptophyta; Magnoliopsida; Asparagales; Orchidaceae. The record is from RefSeq and is a predicted model, not a curated record. Bases 124 to 630 code for a protein of 168 amino acids.